CUGAGCCGUCGGCCGCCCAGUCCUGCGCACGACCGCACACGCCGCCGCCGCCAGCCGGGUCGCUGCGCGUCGCCCCCGCGCGCGCCCGGCCGCCAGUCUCAGCCGCGCCCUCUGGGAAGCGCGGCAGUGCGCGUGCGCCGCGCCCGCGCUCCCGGCCAGACGGAGGCAGCGAGUGGUCGCCCGAGAGGGUGGCGGGGCGGCCCGGAAACAGUCCGUGGCCGCGGUUCCCGGGAGCUGGCGAGGUGUCCUCCACGGUGCAGAGACCUGGAAUGGCCAAAUAUCAAGGUGAAGUUCAAAGUUUGAAACUGGAUGAUGACUCAGUCAUAGAAGGAGUAAGUGACCAAGUACUUGUGGCAGUUGUGGUCAGUUUCGCUUUGAUUGCUACCCUGGUAUAUGCACUUUUCAGAAAUGCACAUCAAAACAUUCACCCAGAAAACCAAGAGCUAGUAAGGGUGCUUCGGGAACAACUUCAAACAGAACAGGAUGUGCCUGCCGCCGCCCGACAGCAGUUCUACACUGACAUGUACUGUCCAAUCUGUUUACAUCAAGCUUCCCUCCCUGUUGAAACAAACUGCGGCCAUCUCUUUUGCGGUACCUGCAUUAUUGCAUACUGGCGAUACGGUUCAUGGCUUGGGGCGAUCAGUUGUCCAAUCUGCAGGCAAACGGUAACUUUACUCCUAACAGUAUUUGGUGAAAAUGACCAGUCUCAGGACGCAAUAUCACUGCAUCAGGAUGUUAAUGAUUAUAAUCGGAGAUUCUCAGGGCAGCCCAGAUCUAUUAUGGAAAGAAUUAUGGAUCUACCCACUUUACUGAGGCAUGCAUUCAGGGAGAUGUUUUCAGUCGGGGGCCUUUUCUGGAUGUUCCGUAUCAGGAUAAUACUUUGUUUAAUGGGAGCUUUUUUCUACCUUAUAUCACCUCUAGAUUUUGUACCUGAAGCCUUGUUUGGAAUACUAGGCUUUCUAGAUGAUUUCUUUGUCAUCUUCUUGUUGCUCAUCUACAUCUCUAUUAUGUAUCGAGAAGUAAUAACACAAAGACUAAACAGAUGAAAAGAAUGAGUUUACAAAAAUAUUUGAGUGAAUGUGUAAAAUCAAAUAAAAGGACCGUGGCAGUAUAAAGCACCUGAAUAUUAUCUUACAAGCUUAAAACACCUGAUUAUCAUUUGGCACAUGCCUAGCAACAUAUGACUGGAAUUUUUACCUGCUGCAGGUUCUAAUAUUAAGGUUAGAAUUAUAAUGAUUUACAAGUGCAUCUUGAUUCUGUGUUGUCUAUAAAGUCUGUGGGAAAAUAUGGAAUUACAUAAGAUGAGAUGCUUUUGUAUCUUCUUCUCCCCCAGAUUACUCAGAUUAAUUGGGUGUAUAGUCAGAUGUUGUCAAAUGUACAGUUUAUCCAAUUUAUCCUUCUCAGUGAGCACCUACAUGAUAUCAUCACAAUAAAAUAUUGUACAAUAUUGGGGGGAAAUCGGUGUUUCUUUUAGUACUACUUAAGUUCUGUGCAUUUGGAGCAGUUCUGCUUUUCCAUUCUGAUAUAAUUAUCUUAGCUAACGAUGAAAGAAGAAACUUGCACUUUGUUAAUUUGACUUCAUAUUCUGGUUUACAGAACACUUCUUAAUAGAAGAACAAACAAGAUGUUAAGACAACAGCACACCUGAUGUCAUCAUCAGUUAUGACAUUUCAAGGCUUUGAUCCUUUCAUAGGAAUAGUAUAUACCAGUCACCGUAAAGGGGCUUUUCCCCAGGCACCUGGGUGAUACUGUAGACACAUAGAGUUUGGUCCGUUCCUGAGGGCAGUGGGUUUUCAUGGCUGUGAGCACUAGGAUGACUGGUGAGCUGUAGCAGAACGGACAGAUGAGGUUAGUUUUCUCUUGUCAGAAAACUUCUGUAAUACUGUCCCUAGAUGGCGAAAUCUAGCCCACAUUCAUCAUACCUUUGCAGAAGGAGGCAAUUCAGUAGGAAAGCAAUCUUGGUUUUUGGAGGACUGUAGCGUAAGAAUCUGACACUGUCCUGUAGUUUUCUGUUUGAGAAGAAACAAAACCGCAAGUAUUAAGAAUGCUUAACUCCCUCAGCUGGGAGUGACCUGGACAGCAGGGAGCAGGGUGGUCGUGGUCCCCAUGGGGGCCUGUCCACUCACGUACCAGCAAGCCUUGCUGUGGACAGAUGGGGAGAAAACGCAGACCUGUGACAGUCAUCCAUCUUAUCAGGCCGCCAUCAAUUAAUGAGACGCUGAAAGAAACGCCAGUAAUAGUGGCCUAAGACAAAGCUGCUGCUUGUCAUAGAGAAAAACGAAAUUCUUCAGUAUAGCACAUUGUAAUUAAAGCAAUUUCUGGCAUACUUUUCCUUUUAUCCUCAAGACAGUUAUGUGAGGAAGGCAGGGCAGUACCUAUAGAAUCCCUGAUAGAGAAGGGUUUUUUGGUUUUUUGGUUUUUGCUUUUUAGGGCCACACCCAUGGCAUAUGGAAGUUCCCAGGCUAUGGGUCGUCAGAGCUGUAGUGCAUCUGAGCUAAGUCUGUGACCUACACCGCAGCUCACAGCUUAACCCACUGAGCAAGGCCAGGGAUCGAACCCAAGUCCUCAUGGAUACUAGUCAGGUUCAUUACCACUGAGCCACAAUGGGCACUCUGAGGAAAGGUUUUUUUUUUUUUUUUUUUGUCUGAAGCUACACAUGAAUAAGUGACUGAACUGGCACGAGAUGCCCAGCACUCCCACAUGGGGAGACACCAGGGUCCUCUGGAAGCCUUUUGGGGACACACUGGAAUCGGACAGCUCAGGCACUCCCAAGAGGAAACGUGUAGAAAGAUGGCACAUCAAGACUCCAUGAAUCCCGGUUCUACACUUCCAAAUCAAGUGUCUAAUAGGAUAGCAUACGUCAUAGGGAAAUAUCUCAGCCGCAGUCACUAACCUGAUAAGCUAGAGAGCAGGCGUUUGUUACACCACCAUUCAGCAGUCUAGAAAUGCAUUUCCUACCAAUUACACAUUUGGUGUGGGACUAGAGCGGUCUUAAAUCUUGGGAAAAGAUUUAAUUUUCUGUGCAUGUGUUCUGCUUCAGGUGUCACGUUUACAGUUACAAUACUUUUAUUGGAAUAUUUGGAACUCCUAAGAUGUUCAACUUUUGUAACACAGAGAAACACUGUUAAGAAGUCUUAUGAAGUUGAAAAGGGAACAUGCUGGCUUCUCAGAAUUUUAGACCUGUUUAUUAUGUCAUCUUUUUUGAUCACUUAGUAAUAAAUGUGGAAUGGAUCUGAAAGAGUAUUUAAAGCAAGUAGAGUCAAUCAGUGUUUUAAACAUCCUAGCAGUACCUCCCUGAUUUCAGAGCUAGAACAUAUAAAUCAAAGCAACAAUGUGGAUUUUUGUAAACAAUAUUGUAACUUUCACAAAAACAGAUGGUCCAAUCCCAGGAGCAGAUGGUAGUUUGGACAGCUCUGUGGGGAACGAGCCACAGGUCAGUGGUUCCAGCUAUGACAACCCUCAGCAUUGAAAGCAGCGCAGGGAGAAGCACUGAGUUGGUCCCUGGGGCUGUGUGCAGAUACCUACCUCGCAGAGCUGGUUCCCAGGACUGACCGUUUGGUUCAAACUUUGUGAUUUAAGAGUUUGUCAAGCAGUUAUUCUUUUGAAUAAAAGCACCAUGUCUGAAAUCUGAAA
Sus scrofa (pig) is the source of this 3633-nucleotide messenger RNA. RefSeq names its product ring finger protein 170 (gene RNF170). Lineage: Eukaryota; Metazoa; Chordata; Mammalia; Artiodactyla; Suidae. Gene Ontology annotation, molecular function: ubiquitin protein ligase activity. The record is from RefSeq and is a predicted model, not a curated record.